Triticum dicoccoides is the source of this 1452-nucleotide messenger RNA. RefSeq lists its product as uncharacterized. NCBI's taxonomy places the organism in Eukaryota, Viridiplantae, Streptophyta, Magnoliopsida, Poales, Poaceae. The record is from RefSeq and is a predicted model, not a curated record. The coding region runs from base 878 to 1129 and encodes 83 amino acids. The transcript has a single exon.
CGUCGGUCCUAAAAGAAAGAAACAACUAAAAUUUCUGGAAGAUAAUAUGUACAUAUGCACAUUCUUGAAACAACUUUAGUAUCUAGAAGAUACUAUGUACAUUCUUUAUUAUUUUGGCAAGUAAAGGUUAUUUAUGGUCCACAUUUACUUUUUGUAAGUUGAGAUCUAAUUUUUUGGAUGAAGUUGUGAUUAUUCCCACAAUUAUUCAAUGUCUUUAUUACCUCACUUACUUUUUUGUUCAUUUUAUUGAUAUAUUUUCUUCCUAGGAUGGUUGAUAAAAACAUAACCAUGAUAAUACGUGCGUUGCACGUGCAUGUUUACUAGUACUAGUAAUAACUAAAAUGUGCACUUGUAGUUACUAGAAGAGUUAGCUAAGUUAGCCUAGCAUACUUAUUACAUAAACCUGAGGCUACCGUACCUAGCCCUGUUAGCUCUAUAUGCAGUAACAAUGCCAUUUGGUCCUUGAAAAUCUUUCUGCGCCUGAAGAGGCUAGGCGCUAGGGGGUUCUAUCCUUAAAGAUGGAAGUCAUUUCUGCAGAUCCAAAUGCUCCAGGAGACCAGCAUGAGCAACUCCAUGGUCAACCCUCGUACACGGUACAUGCAAGUCAAAACGAUCCAACGAUGGCACACAACGACACCACAUCGAGGUCCAAAUUAACUAGUAGCACAAGUGGAAAGCGCGAAGACCAACGACUUCUUCCACAGCCGCAGCUCCUUCGCGGCAAAGCAACACAGCCAAUCAGAGCCGAAGAUGCCCACCAAACCCACAGCACUUCACCACAGCUCUUUAUAAACCCAGACUGCAAGAGUAAGGUAGACACCACACACACACACACACACAACACCCCUCGUUUGUUGACAUCUCGCCGCCGGUGGCCAUGGAGGGGUCCUUCAUCACGACGGAGCUCGGGGACACGCUGGCCAAGGUGGCCGUGUUCCUGCUCGUCCAGGGUCUCGUGUUCCUGAUCCUCAGCAACUCGUCGGACGUCUUCUCCAAAGAUAAGAAGCUCAGGUCGCUGAGCUUCCGGUCGAUGCGGUCCAUGAGCGUGAGGCGCGUGCUCGCGCCCUCCUCCGAUGUGCCCGUCGGCACCGACGAACCCUCCUCGCCUUCGCUGCUGUCGUCGUGGUAGUCGCGCCGCUCUGCUAACCGCGAGGAUUGAAUUGCUUGGAGAGUUAGCGGUUGCUUAGUUCUGAACGUAUGGACAGUUCCCCUGUUCUGAGUUGUCGUGGAUUCUUAGGCUCUGUUCGGAGUCACUACAACUCCUAAAAAUACGAUGAGCUGCGGAGCUUCCCUUUCCCAACUCCAUGCUUUUUUAACUCCAGCUCUGGGAGUGGAGGGUCUCCGAACAGGUUCUUAUUGUGGAUUUGUGGUUGAGAUCUGAGAAUCAUAUUUGAACUCCCAUUAUGUUAGAUUAGGUGGGAUCUGUAUAUGUAGAUAUGUACAUUGAAUUGA